AUGCAACAGGGAAAUGAAGACUCUGAUUAUUCGGAGGACUAUUGGAUUGAAUGGUUUCUGAGCAUCAAGGGGAAUGAAUAUUUCUGUGAAAUCGAUACUGAAUUUAUUCUCGACAAAUUCAACUUGACAGGACUUAACACCGAAGUUGUUCAUUUACAAAUGGCAAUAGAUAUCAUUACCGAUAACUUUACACAUACAGGACCUGAACUUAGUGAGAAAGAUCGAGAGAAAUUAGAACAUUCAGCUUCACAUCUUUACGGAUUGAUCCAUGCACGGUACAUUGUCACAUCGCGAGGGUUACAACGAAUGAUGGAGAAAUAUAAGAAUGGAGACUUUGGGUACUGUCCAAGAGUACAUUGUGAAAAGGCUCCUCUUCUACCGAUUGGUUUACAUGAUAUGCCCCACCAGGCCUCGGUUCGGUUGUACUGUCCCAUGUGUGAAGACUUGUAUGUACCGCGCAGCGCUAAACAUGCAAUGAUUGAUGGCGCGUAUUUCGGAACAAGUUUCCCUGGUAUGCUUUUCCAAGUACAUACUUACUUGGUUCCGGAAAAGACAACGGAGAGAUUUGUGCCAAAGAUUUUUGGUUUUAAGAUUCAUGAGCAUGCAAAGUUGGCGAGAUGGCAAGAACGCAAGAGAAUUGAAAUGGAAAAGAAAAUACAAAAGUUUGAGCAGAUUAAGGAAAAGAAAAAAAAUAGUGUAAAUUAA
Magnusiomyces paraingens is the source of this 705-nucleotide messenger RNA. RefSeq lists its product as uncharacterized. Gene Ontology annotation, molecular function: protein kinase regulator activity. NCBI's taxonomy places the organism in Eukaryota, Fungi, Ascomycota, Dipodascomycetes, Dipodascales, Dipodascaceae. The record is from RefSeq and is a predicted model, not a curated record. Gene Ontology annotation, cellular component: protein kinase CK2 complex; cytoplasm. The transcript is spliced from 2 exons. Bases 1 to 705 code for a protein of 234 amino acids.